AUGUCUAUUGUUGCUUCCGACACUUCAGAGAAAAAAAGUGUUGCUGUUUUAACUAGAAACUGCAAAUGCCCUAUCAACACAGGGCGUUUAAGAGAGGAUACAAUAAACAAAAUUAUGCAUGGUUUGACAAUGUUCCCUUAAACUCUCUCGCUAUUAGUAUAAUAUUAUCUUAUAGAGGUGUUGUUUGGUAAUGGGCGCUUCAAAGGCAAUUUAUUUAGUUCACUGUGCAUUUAUUGUAUGUUUACAUUCAGGGUUUGCGAUAGAGGAUUAAGUUAUUAAAGAAUGCUCAAGGGACCUCUAUUCAUGCAUUAAUCAGCCGAAUAACCAACUAUGGUGGACAUAGAUGGGAAGAUUUUGAAAAAUACAAAGCUUUGCACCUUUUAGAAGAACUCGUUUCUGUGGGGAAGACUACCACCGACACCAAAGAGGCCAGUCAUGACAUCAUCGCAACCACCCUCUGGGAGAAAAUCCAUGUCCCGAAAGAGCAAUUUAAGGCUUACUUCCUGGCUCUAAAGGCAGAUAAGGAGUAUACAAGGAUCUUUGAUACCAUCUCCAAAGUUGAUAUGUCGUUUAGACAUCCUGCACCAUACUUUAGCACACAGGCCAGAGGCAAUCUGAGGUCUUCCCCUUAGCAAUGAGUAACCUGGUAUGGGUGCGGAACCCCUGGCCACAAGACUACAAAAUGUUGGAAGAGAGCUCGACCGGCCUGUCAGUAAUACGAGUUUUGAUGCUAGUAAAGUCAAACAAACAUCAUUACAAUGUAUGUUUUUCUUUUUAUAAACCCCCCUCCCUCCUAGUUUAGCUUAACUCCUUCUCAUUGUGGUGGUAUGGGGUUUAAUUUUGCGAACACAUUCAGCACCUUUAUUAAUUGCUGUCAGAGAAUUUUCCAUUUCUACUCCAUGUUUCUCCCCUCAAGUGGCAUUCUCAAAGGGAAGCUCACUUUCCCUCUCGGAUUACCAGUACUGGGUUUGCCAUCCAUUGGGCCCUUAUAACUAACAAUCUUUUUUUCUUUUCAUUCUAGUUCGCAAACCCUUGUUUUCAUGACUGAAAAAAGUACUAGUUUCAAGCCUAACAUAGUUACUACGAACGAAUUGCAGUGGACAGACAUCAAAGGAUCUGUUAUUGUUGGGGCCCAAGGGAUGGGAAACAAUGCCCACGUCCCAGUGGCGGAUAUAGCCCUGGUGUUACAAGGAAAGUCAUUAGCAGAUAUGUCAUGUCUUGAUUUCUGUGAUCCAAAU
Messenger RNA from Porites lobata, 1238 nucleotides. Lineage: Eukaryota; Metazoa; Cnidaria; Anthozoa; Scleractinia; Poritidae. The record is from the annotation of a GenBank genome assembly.